Molecule: messenger RNA, 1155 nt
Organism: Eurypyga helias (sunbittern)
Lineage: Eukaryota; Metazoa; Chordata; Aves; Eurypygiformes; Eurypygidae
Product: phosphatase and actin regulator 4
Exons: 7
Biological process (GO): neural crest cell migration; actin cytoskeleton organization
Molecular function (GO): actin binding
Source: RefSeq, a predicted model, not a curated record
UCCAGACGAUGAGGAAGAGGAAGAAGAUGACCAGGAAGAGGAGCAGAAUUCGGGCCCUCGUGUGUAUAUUGGAGACGUGCCUUCUGUCACGGUCAUCCCAAAACUGGUACCCCAGGUCCUGCCGGAGGAGCAGGAAGGGGAUGAAGGGAUGAGCGACUCGGACUCGGAGGGGCCCAUCCUGUACAAAGAUGACGAGGAUGAAGAAGAUGAUGAAAGCCAUAACAGCACGCUGGCUAACAAAGUGAAGAGGAAAGACACACUAGCUAUAAAGCUGGGGAACACAACCACGCCGCAGGAGGAGAAGAUCGUCUUCCCUAGGAAGAGCAAGGAGGAGUGGAACGAAAUUCGGCAUCAGAUUGGGACGACGCUGAUCAGGCGACUGAGUCAGAGACCCACAGCAGAAGAACUGGAGCAGAGGAACAUCCUCCAACCGAAAAAUGAAGCUGACCGUCAAGCUGAGAAGCGAGAGAUCAAACGCAGGCUCACCAGAAAGCUUAGCCAAAGGCCUACAGUGGCCGAGCUGCAGGCCAGGAAGAUCCUGAGGUUUAACGAAUACGUGGAAGUAACAGAUGCUCAGGACUACGACCGGCGAGCGGAUAAACCAUGGACAAAGCUAACGCCAGCUGACAAGGCUGCCAUCCGGAAGGAGCUGAAUGAGUUUAAGAGCUGUGAAAUGGAAGUCCAUGAGGACAGCAAGCAGUUCACGAGGUACCAUCGACCAUAAUCUUCCAAGAAGGGAGCAAGAGACCCGAGAGGACUGGAAGUUCUCUGCGUCCCUCCUAGGCAAUACAGCGAGGGUGGAACCUCGGCUCUUCCAAGAUUUGCCUUCAGAACAUAUCCAGAAAAGGGCUUUCGGCCAGGGAAAGGGGAAUCCUGUCUGAAUGUAGCAUUUCACUGGAACAAACCCGUCUCGAGUGCCAUCAGGCUGGAACCGAACACUAUACCUCGCGCGGCUGAGCGAUACGCCUCUGCUCCGGCCCCAGCAUCCCUGCCGGGAGCACGUGUGAGCGAACCCCAGCUCCCCGCCUGAGCCCCGACAGGCCCAGUUCUCAGCUGUACAUACUCCUUUUGGGGGUGCAACUCCUUCCUUUCCUCCUCCUCACCGAAAGGGGGAGGGAAAACAGGCAGCUGGAGUGUUGGAAAGCUGAGGAAGGG